GUCUCCAUCUUGACAGGAACAGUAACUUCAAGUCGGUCCUUUUGAUUAGAUUGUUUGUUCAUUCUUCAAUUGACCUUUGACGUGUUCGCAGAGCGAUCAGAUUGACGCCUUCAAGUCUUGCUUUACUACUUCGUAUUGCUCUCACAUUAACCCCGCCACAGUUGCGUGGCUGUGCCAUUGAACCUCGAAUCUUUUCAUUUCCAAAACAUCACUCAAUCGAUUCACGAUCAGCCAUCUCGGCGCCUUCCACUGGCUCAACCAGUGCGCUCCUCUUAUGUUGCCCUCACCAAGAUAGUCACUACCUAUUGACCCGGCCUGGGUGACGGCCACCACCGGCCAAGAUGUUGGAAGGACUGGUAGCCAACCUCCUCAACCGCUUCUUGGGUAUGUACGUCAAGAACUUUGACCCGAAGCAACUCAAUGUCGGCAUCUGGUCUGGAGAUGUCAAGCUACGAAACCUCGAGCUCAAACGUGAAGCUCUUGACCAGUUACAUCUGCCAAUCAAUGUGGUCGAAGGUCGAUUGGGCGAGCUGACUCUGUCGAUACCGUGGUCAAAUCUUCGCGGAAAGCCUGUGAGAGUCAACAUCGAAGACGUCUUUCUGCUUUCGGCCCCAAAGUCCGAAGAUGACUACAAUGCCGAGGAAGAAGAAAAGCGCGCCGUGGCUGUCAAGCUGGAAAAGCUGGAGAGCGCCGAGCUGUUGAAGGAGCGGAACACGGAGGCCAUGAGUCCGGAAGAACAGCAGAAGAACCAGAGCUUCACUCAAAGUCUGGUCACGGCCAUCGUCGACAAUCUUCAAGUCAGCAUCAAAAAUGUCCACAUACGCUACGAAGACUCAAUAGCCACCCCAGGCCAUCCAUUCGCGGUGGGCUUCACGCUCAAAGAGAUGAGUGCCGUCAGCACGGACUCAGAAUGGCGGCCCACCUUCAUCCAGUCAAACUCAGGCACAACACACAAACUUGCCGUCCUGAACUCUCUAGCUGUCUACUGGAACAGUGACGCAGAGCUGUUUGGUACCGGAAAGGGUGGCGACGUUGGUGCAGAAGCGCAAGAAAUCGACAAGGACGACCUCAUCCGACGUUUCAAGGAGGGUAUCGAGGAUACCAGCAACUCUCAGUACUUGCUCAAGCCGGUCAGCGGACGUGCCGGUAUCGAAUUGGACAAGACUGGCAAACCCGACAAGCCCAAAAUCAAAGCACGCUUGCUGUUUCAGGAACUCGGAUUCAUUCUUGACGAAGAUCAGUACCGCGAUGCCCUCAUGCUCGUCGAUCUCAUGCACUACUUCAUCCGCCACCAUCAGUACAAGAAAGAACAACCCGAGAAGAGUCCGAAAGAAGACCCAAGGGCAUGGCUGAAGUUCGCCGGUACCGCGGUCCUCGACAAGAUCCAUGAUCGCAAUCGAAAGUGGACAUGGGACUACUUCAAAGAACGCAGAGAUAUGCGGCUGAAGUACAUUGACCUAUUCAAGAAAAAGAAGAAGGACCAAAAGUUGACCGACCAAGAGACGAAGGAUCUCAACGACCUCGAGUACCAAUUGAGCUAUGAAGAUCUGCGUUUCUGGAGGUCCCUCGCUCGGAGCCAGCUUCGGAAAGAGAAUGUCGGGGUCAAGAAGCCUGCGCAAAAGCAAACAUGGUCGCAAUGGGUCUGGGGGUCAAAGCCGACGGAGCAGCAAGAAGACGAAGACGCCGGCAUGACCGAGGAGCAGCGCAAGGAGCUUUACAAUGCCAUUGACUGGGACGAAAAGAAAGCCAUUGCCGAAAGCGUCGACCUGCCUCGAGAAACCAUCAAGCUGCAACUGGAAUCGAGUCUAAGGACCGGAAGUUUUACACUCAAGCGAGAUCCUCAUGGCAAAGGAAACGAGGUCCUCAAACUCGUCUUCGACAACUUCAAAGCCAAGGCCCUCCAGCGCCCGGAUUCCUUCUUGGCCGAUUUGGCACUCGGCGGCUUCCGUGUGUACGACGGUACCACGGAGGGGAGCCUGUUUCCCCAGAUCGUCAAGGUGAAGGGGGUAGAAGACCAGCCAAAGGAUGAGUCCAAACAGGACGCCGAACAGGACAGUCUUGAAGAAAACUCCGACGUCGACGAAAAAUCUUCAGAGACGGAAGAGGUCGAAGAUAGCCUGUUCCAUCUGGUCUUCGAAAACAAUCCGCUUGAUGAAAGUGCCGACACCAAGGUCAUGUUGAAGCUGAAGAGUCUCGAAUUCAUCCACAACCCAAAGUUUGUGGUGGAGAUAGCCAAGUUCUUCAAACCUCCAGAGCGCCAUAUGGAGUCAAUCGGUGCUCUCCUGGAGACCGCUGGUGCAACAGUGGAGGAGAUCAGACAACAAACCCGGGCCGGCCUCGAAUUUGCCCUAGAGGAGCAUAAGACCAUCAAUGCGAAUCUGGACAUUCAGGCACCCAUCUUCAUCAUCCCCGAGAGCAUCACGGAAGAGAGCACACUCUGCAUGAUUCUGGAUGCCGGACAUGUCAGCCUCAACAGCGAACUCGUGGACAAGGAGACAAUGAAGGACAUGCGUUCCAAGCAAAAACAGACUUACACCGAGGAAGACUACAAGCAGCUUGAGGGCUUGAUGUAUGACAAGUUCCAUCUGAAGCUUGAGUCUACGCAAGUCCUGAUAGGGCCUGGUAUCGAAGCUACAAGAGCGCAGCUGGAAGAUCCAGACGAUGCACGGAAUAUGCACAUCAUCGACCGCAUCAGCAUGGCUUUCCUGCUUGAGAACUCCAUUGUCCCUAAGGCUCCGGACAUCACGAAGAUACGAAUUUCCGGGACACUGCCUGUUCUCCACGCCUCGAUAUCGGACAAGAAGUACAAGAAUCUGAUGAGGUUGCUGGAAGUCGCGAUACCAAAGUUUGAAAACUCGGAACCGGAGACGACCAGGGCUGAGCAGGCCACUGAAGCCCACAAAGAGCCGGACGACAUCAGGUCAAAGAGGAAAUCAGUGCAGUUGCUCGAAGCGAAGAAUGUGCCAAUCAUUGACCCAGAGUCCGAUGCUGAGGACACCCAAACUCAGAAAAUCACCGAGUCUGGAACAUCCGAGACGCCAGCCAACAUACAUCAACGCAAUUUCGAAAUCAAUUUCACGGUCGAGAAGCUGCAAGCCUCGCUGUACAAGGCCGACCCCGAAGGCAAGAACCCGGAUCAGCUUCUGGUCGAACUCGUGGCAGAGCAUUUCUUCUUCGACUUCUACCUACGUCCAUAUGACAUGGUAGCAGAAGUGCUACUGCGAUCUCUGACUGUGGAUGACCACAUCGAAGAGCACCCUCUACCGGAGUUCAAGCAGAUCAUCUCAUCCAAAGGGUACAAGGCUGAAGAAGGCAAAGACUUGCUCAACGUCAAGUUUGUGAAAGUAAAUCCAGAGUCGCCGGAAUUCAAGUCCACCUACGAGGGAGUCGCAACCAAUUUGGACGUCUCAGUGUCGACGAUCAACGUCAUCGUGACCAGAAGGACGCUGCUGACCUUGCUUGACUUCGUGCUCACGACAUUUGCUGGGCCGCCAGACCAAAGCCAAGGACAAAUUGAUGAGGACAAGUCGAAGAGCGAAGCCGACACAGCAGAGGAUCCGCCACAGCCGAAGCCGCAGCAAGACAAAAUCAGGAUCAAGGCUGCGUUGACAAGUAUAGCACUUGUCUUGAACAACGAUGGCGUGCGGCUGGCCACAUUGUCGCUCAAUUCCGGUGAUGUGGGCGUGUUCCUUGACGCUGGAACAAUGCAGGUUAAGGCAAGGUUGGGCAGUCUGUCCUUGGUCGACGAUGUUAACCAAGGAGCACCUGAAGACUCGCCCUUGCGCCGGCUAAUCGCCAUCGAGGGAGACGACCUGGCAGACUUCAAGUACCAGACAUUCGACUCUUCUCGGGCCAACUACCCCGGCUAUGAUUCUGGAAUCUACUUGCGUUCCGGUUCCAUCAAGGUCAACUUUUUGGAGGAACCAUUCCGAAAGAUCAUGGAAUUUGGUGUCAAGUUCGGAAAAAUGCAAGCCAUUUUCAAUGCGGCCAGGCAAGCUGCUGCAGAACAAGCCACGCAAGUGCAAGAGAGCGCCCAGAAAAUGCAUUUCGACGUGGUCAUCAAGACUCCGAUUGUGGUUUUCCCGAGAGCAAUGGUUGAUGACAGACCGCGUGAUCUACUCACUGCCCAUCUCGGGGAGAUCUACGCCAAUAACAAGUUCGUUGGAGUCCAAGGACACAAAGGGGGUCCCCUCGUGAACAAGCUAUCCGCCGGCAUCAGACACAUUCGGCUGACAACUGAAUUUCAUUAUGAUGAUGGUCAAUCCGAGGAACUGGAGAUGAUUGACCAGGUCGACCUGGAUUUCAAAAUCAGAUACCUGGAGCAUCAAGCUGGUAUUGAGAGACCAGACCUGGAAAUCGAUGGCUCGAUGUCUCCUAUCAACCUGCGCGCUUCCCAGACUCAAUUCAAGUUGCUAAUGGAGCUCUCGAAGACCAUCCCAGCAGCCUUCGCCACUGAUAGCGAAUCCGAGGAAGAAAUUGCAGAAGAGUUGCCCUCUUCCACGACUGAAACCGCCAAAGCGGUACAGCACGAAGAGAAACCCUCAGAGGAAUUGGCCGAACCAACCUACCAAGGCCCUGAGCUUGGCUCAAGCGAUGAAACCUGGACAAAACUGAACUUUGUGUUCAAAGCUCCCACGAUAAGUCUCGAGCUCUUCUUAGCAGAAGAGAAUCAGCCAACCGAGAAUUUUGAGGCCGCGAGCAUUUCCAAAUUUUCUCUUAAUGAAACGAACGUCAAACUACGCAUGGUCAGCGAUGGUGCUAUGGAAGCUGAGCUCCUCAUCCACUCCUUCACUAUUCGCGACAGCCGCAAAAAGGAGACCAACAAGUUCCGGAAGAUUAUGUCCUUGAUCAACACCGACGUCCAGCAACAAUUCAUGGCCAGCAUAUCUAUAACUGGCGGGCAAGAGAGACACAUGAUUGUGAUGUUGACCAUCGAUAGCCCUCGUAUAAUCGUUGCUCUGGACUACAUCUUCGCCCUUCAGGCGUUUGCCAAUGCAGCAUUCCAAUCUGAUGAACCACCGGCUAUUGCAGAGGUGGAAGAUUUGACCGACGAUGGCGACCUCGAGAGUCCCGCAGAACAGCGCGAGGAGCCACAUGCUGCAUCAGACGAUGAUUCCACCGAGUCUUCGAUGUCCAUGUCUUUCCGGAUUAAUGUCGUCGAUGCUCAAAUCAUUCUGAUAGCAAACCCAACCAUUUCCAACACCGAGGCCAUUGUGCUUGGUACCAAAGAGGUACUUGUUGGAAAGCAGAAUGCCACGACGCUGCAAGUUUCAAAGGUCGGCAUGUUUCUGUGCCGCAUGGAUAAGUUCGAAACCAGUCGCCUCCGAAUUCUGGACGACUUCAGCAUCUACAUGUCCAUGGACAGUCGGAGCCAAGGCAAAGAUUCCUCUCUGACUUCGAUCAGUAUUGAGGUCGAGCCGCUCGUCCUCCGCCUCUCACUCCGAGAUAUCUUGCUUGCUAUGCAGAUCGUCCAAAAGGCCUCCUCUACAAUGCCACAACCCAAGGUACAACAAGACACAGAACCUAAGAAGAUCAAGGAUGUCAAAGCGUCAUCAGACGCACCAUCAACCAAACGAAAGUCAAUAGCAGGGCAGACAAUGACGACGGCGAAGAAAUCUAAGAGGUCAAAAUCCGUCAACAAGAUCGAUACGAAACAGCCACCCAGAAGGUCUGUGGUCAUGAGCAGAGAAGAACUGAUCGCAACAAUCGAUGGCAUCAGGGUCAUCCUCAUUGGUGAUCUCCACGAACUUCCGCUGCUAGAUUGGAGCGUCAAGAAGUUCCAGGUUGAUGUCAGAGAUUGGUCUGGCGCAAUGGCGGCAGAUGCUAAGAUUGACACUUUCAUCAAUGUGUACAACUUCUCCAAGUCGGCAUGGGAGCCUCUCAUUGAACCUUGGAAAUUGGGCUUCCAUAUGUCCAAAGAGCUUCAUCCGGAGGCUCUGUCGAUGGAGCUUUACUCCCACAAGAAUAUGGAGCUUACGGUGACUUCGGCCACGAUAGCUCUGGCAUCCAAGUCGUUCAACUUCUUGUCCACAGACGAAGACAUCCUGUCGAAACCAAGAGUGGCGGAUGCACCCUAUCGGAUUCGCAACUACACCGGUUUCGACCUGAGCGUCUGGGCUGAUGAGAAGAGUGACAAUGCAGCUGCGGCUAAGCUGAGCGACGGUGAAGAAUAUGCGUGGCGCUUUGAGGACGCCACCUCAAUGCGAGAGAGCUUGACGCCCGAGGGCAACGCAGGAUUGGUGGGUGUCAAGUUGGAAGGAAGCGGUUUUGACAGUGUCAGUCGCAUCCCUGUCAUUCGCGAAGGAGAAACGCUGUACAACCUCAAGCCCAAGAAGGACAAUGUCCAACAUCGAAUGCUGGUCGAAGUCAGACUCGGGCCCGACAACGUGAAGUACAUCACCUUCCGUUCACCACUAUUGGUUGAGAACAAAACCCAAAUACCGAUAGAGGUAGGCGUGUUCAGUCCGGAGGAAGGCCAUCUCCUCAAGAUCGAGAAGGUGCCGCCUGGAGACGCAAGGCCCGCCCCUGUUGGAGCAGCUUUCGUGCACUCUCUCGUGGUGAGACCUGAUCAGGGCUUCGGCUACGGAUGGUCAAACGAGAGGAUGUUCUGGAAGGACCUGUUGAGGCGGUCUACAAGGACGCUGACUUGUGAGACUGAAGGAAGGGACGAGUCUCCUCCAUUUUUCUUCCAGAUGCAUGCAUCGUACGACAGGAAGGAUCCCAUGACCAAAAUUUAUCCGUACAUGAGGAUACAGAUAUCGGCACCAGUGGAAGUGCAGAACCUCCUACCAUACGAUUUCAAGUAUCGGAUCUACGACAAGAACACGAAGAAGGACUGGACCAACUUCCUACGCAAAGGUGGCGUCAGCCCGGUCCACGUGGUCGAGCUGUCCCACCUACUACUGCUCAGUGUUGAGAUCGAAGACACUCCGUUCAGGCAGAGUGACUUUGCCAUCAUCAACAGCAAUACUCAAGAGGAGUUCCGCCGUGAGAAAGCAGUACAACUGAAGGACGAACAAGAUGGUCAACUCAAACUCAAGCUCCAUUAUACCAACAUCAAGGACAGUGGAGGUGCAUUCAGAGUGUCAAUCUACAGUCCGUAUGUCCUUCUGAACAAGACCGGACUUGACAUGAGUGUUCACAGCAAGGCAUUCUUCGGAUCUUCAAAGACUUCGGCGUCUCAAGGUGCUCGAACCAGCUCUGGCCACGGAAAGGCGCUGCCCAUGUUAUACUCUUACGCGACAGACGACCGCAGGAACCGUUCCCUGCUCAAGAUUGGCGAUUCCAGUUGGAGUAAGCCGCAGAGCUUCGACGCCAUCGGCAGCUCCUACGAAGUGGUCUUGCCCUCCUCAUCAGGGAAAUCUGAACUGCACGUCGGGGUGUCAGUCACCGAGGGAGAAGGCAAAUAUAGCCUGAGCAAGGUUGUCACCAUUGCUCCUCGAUUCAUGCUCAAGAACAAGAUAGGAGAAGACAUUGAGCUGCGAGAACCCGGGUCCUCGGAUGUCCUGAAGAUGGGGAACAACGACCUUCUACCGAUGUACUUCAUGCGGCAGUGUCCUGAAAAGCAGCUUUGUCUUUGCUUCCCAGGCGUCAACAACCAGUGGUCGUCUCCCUUCGAUAUGGCGAAUGUUGGUAUGACUCAUGUCAAGCUUGCGAAACAUGGACAGCGACAGAAGCUCAUACGUGUGGAAAUCAUUCUGGAAGACGCAACACUGUUCCUGCACUUCAGCAUUGAGACCAAGCACUGGCCAUUCUCGAUGAGGAAUGAAAGCGACACGGAGUUCUUGUUCUUCCAAGCCAAUCCGAAUAUCGCGGAAGACGAGGAAGAGGAUCGAGGCAGCGGUUGGAAGCCCAUCCGAUACAAAUUACCUCCGCGGAGCAUCAUGCCUUAUGCCUGGGAUUAUCCUGCUUCCAAGAACAAAGAGCUUGUUCUUACUGCGCGAGGAAGGGAGCGAUACGUGAAGCUGAUGGAAAUCGGCAACCUGAUACCAAUCAAGCUACCGCCGGAUGAGCGUGGCGGGCCUGUGAAAGUGAUCGAUAUCAACAUUGUCGCCGAUGGACCAACCCAGACACUGGUGCUAUCGAACUACAAGCCAUCAAAGUCACUCUACCGACAGAAGACAGGUGCAACCAAUGCUUCACAGACGAGCCUCAGCCAGGGCUUCGAAGUCAAGCAGAUCGAAUCAGACCUAAACUUCAAGGCCGAGCUCCGGUUAGCUGGUAUUGGCGUCUCUCUGGUCAACAGCAAUCUGAAAGAGUUGAUGUAUCUCACCUGGCGUGAGAUUGAAUUCAAGUAUGGCGAAUCCAAGCUGUACCAAACGCUGAAUGCCACCAUCAAAUGGAUACAGAUCGACAAUCAGCUCUACGGCGGCAUUUUCCCGAUCCUGCUGUACCCAAGUGUCGUACCAAAGACUGGCAAGGAAAUGGAGACUCAUCCUAUCUUCCACACGAUGGUCACCCGCGUCAAAGAUGACUCGUACGGCGUGCUGUACAUCAAGUACGCGACUCUUCUGCUGCAACAAAUCACUGUCGAGGUGGAUGAAGACUUCAUAUUCGCCAUGCUUGACUUCUUGAAAGUGCCAGGUGCGUCCUGGGCUGAAGAGAAAGAAGGGAAGUUGUGCGACGAAGACCUCGAUAUUCCCGAACCUACACGAGAGCAUCAAGGGCAGGAUGUGUACUUCGAGCUCCUACAUCUGCAACCCAUUCAGCUGGAUCUUUCAUUCGUCCGAACCGAACAUGUCAAUGCGGAGGACAAUUUCGUCAACAGUCCUUUGAUGUUCUUUGUGAAUGUCAUGACUAUGUCGAUUGGCAAUGUCAACGACGCUCCCAUCAAGCUGAAUGCGUUGAUGCUUGAAAACGCAAGGGUGUCGGUGCCAGCAUUGAUUGCGAACAUUCAGAACCAUUACACGCAAGAAGUCCUUCGUCAAGUUCAUAUCAUUCUGGGUUCGGCCGACUUCUUGGGCAACCCAGUGGGCCUAUUCAACAGCGUGAGUUCUGGAGUUGCAGACAUCUUCUACGAACCGUACCAGGGCUUGGUGAUGACGGAUCGACCGCAGGAGCUGGGCAUUGGCAUCGCCAAGGGUGCCAGCAGCUUUGUCAAGAAGUCUGUCUUCGGUUUCAGUGACAGUAUGGCCAAGUUCACGGGUUCAGUAUCAAAGGGUCUUGCGGCAGCGACCAUGGACAAGGAAUUCCAGGACCAGCGACGAAUGUCCAAGAACCGCAAUCGGCCAAAGCAUGCUCUUUACGGCGUGACCUCCGGAGGCAACGCCUUUGCCGCAAGUAUGGCCAGUGGAAUCGGUGGACUGGCGCGACAUCCGCUUGAGGGCGCAGAGAAGGAGGGUGCGCUGGGCUUCGUCAAAGGUGUUGGCAAGGGCUUCCUCGGGUUGGCGACCAAGCCAGCCAUCGGUGCGUUCGAUCUGGCGUCCAAUGUCGCCGAAGGUGUUCGCAAUACCACGACCGUGUUCGACGCCGAGGGUCUCGACCGAGUACGUUUGACUCGAUUUAUCGGUAUGGACGGGAUCGUGCGACCGUACUCGCAGCGUGAGGCGCUUGGGCAGUUCUGGCUGAAGACAUGCGACGAUGGCAAGUACUUCAACGAGGAUUAUAUUGCGCAUCUGGAACUGGAAGGCCGAGAUAUGAUGGUCAUGAUCACGUACGAGCGCGUGCUCAUGAUUCGGACGAAGAAGCUGCGCAUGGAGUGGGAUGUCAAGUUGACGGAUGUACAAACUAUCAGCAAAGAGAGGACGGGCAUGAGUAUCGGUUUGAAAGGCGGCGCAAAUGGUCCGUUCAUCCCAGUGGCGGACGAGGGAAGCAGGAACUGGUUGUACCGGCAGAUUGCGAUUGCUGUGAAUGCGUUCAACGACAAGUAUAACGCCAAAGGAUGAUCGGGACGAAGUCAUGCUGAGAGGGCGAGGCAACGACGGCCUCGAUGGGAACACCAACAUCACACGGGUCCGGUCCCAGCUGGUAGGAACCAUGAGGCGGGACUUGCCCGGCAGCCUGCCAUGUUCUUGGUGUGGUAUCUUUUGAGGUUUUGGGACAAGAAGGACUGAGCGGUAUGCCUUCAUGCAUUGUAUCAUUACCAGCCGCAGACGAGUAUGAGUACAAAGAGUCAAUGUAGUACAGGUAAUGAUAAUCCAAGUCAUUGUCAUUCA
This is a messenger RNA of Exophiala xenobiotica, 10154 nucleotides long. RefSeq lists its product as uncharacterized. Lineage: Eukaryota; Fungi; Ascomycota; Eurotiomycetes; Chaetothyriales; Herpotrichiellaceae. The transcript is spliced from 2 exons. Bases 342 to 9884 code for a protein of 3180 amino acids. Gene Ontology annotation, biological process: protein retention in Golgi apparatus; protein targeting to vacuole; late endosome to vacuole transport. Gene Ontology annotation, cellular component: extrinsic component of membrane. The record is from RefSeq and is a predicted model, not a curated record.